This is a messenger RNA of Culicoides brevitarsis, 2862 nucleotides long. It is a transcript of the gene Ccdc39, whose product is annotated as coiled-coil domain-containing protein 39. NCBI's taxonomy places the organism in Eukaryota, Metazoa, Arthropoda, Insecta, Diptera, Ceratopogonidae. The coding region runs from base 1 to 2862 and encodes 953 amino acids. Gene Ontology annotation, cellular component: axoneme. Gene Ontology annotation, biological process: inner dynein arm assembly; cilium-dependent cell motility; epithelial cilium movement involved in determination of left/right asymmetry. The record is from RefSeq and is a predicted model, not a curated record. The transcript has 3 exons.
AUGGCUCUUGAUAAAUCUUUAAUUAACGAUUUGGCUUUGACAAUGGGCUUUAAACUUCAAGAAGAAAAUUCUUUCUUUGCCAUUUCUAAUGAAGAAAACAAGGCUUUAGUGAAACUUAUUGACUCUUUGACGGAAUUAAAAUCUAACAAAACAACAAUUAUUAAUUAUUCCAAUGGAAAAUUAACGAAAUUACAAGAUGCUCUCAAAGGAACUCAAAGAGAAUUUGAACAAAAUCUCAAAUUAAUUGCAGCUUUUAACAAUCAAGUCUCUUCGGAAAGUCAUUUAAAAAAGCUGGCAGAUCAAGAAGAAUCACGAUAUUUUCAACAAAUAGAAGACAUCCGUAGAAAACAAGCUGAAAUAAAUGACCAAGACCGCGAUACUCGUACAAAGAUACAAAUUUUGAACGAAAGUUUGGAGUUUUUAACGGAAAACAUUCAAAUUGCCAAAGACAUGCUAUUUGAAUGGAAAAGAGAAUGCACCAGUAACAAAAAUACAAACGACUUAAUUGAAAAGUAUUGCACUUUAGACAAAUUUCGGGCUGAAAGCUUAGAAUCUACGCGGUAUACCAUUCAAACUGCAAUUGAAAAACACCGUUCAAUCCUCAUAAAUUCCUAUGAAGAGCAAAAAACGCUUGAGCAAACACUUGAACGAACUUCCCAAAUGUACCGCCAAGCGCAUUUGGAUCGUCGUAAUGUUGUCCACACAUGGAAAGAGGCCGUAAUUCAGAUGACGCAACGCGAACACAACAUUCAAGAGACAGAAAACGAGCUGGAACGAUCUCGUGAAAUGACCAAAAUAAAAACGGAUUGCUUCCUAAACACCAAGCAAAAAUACGAAAUGCAAGUAGAAAACAACAAAAAUAUCGAGCUUCAUAUAAUUGAUUUGUGUAACGGACAAGCGAUGCUAAGAGAGAAAAAUUCAAAUUUGCAGUCGUUUCUUCAAAUGAGCAAAAGCGAUUUAAUGACGUUGAGAAAAGAAAUUCAAAAUUUGGCUUAUCGGUUGGCGGCACAAAGAAAUUUAAAUCGAAAACUGGCAGAUGAGGAAAAUCAAAAAGAAAAUCUUCUGCGGAAAAAUGUUGGUUUCUUGGAAAAUCUCAAGACGAAAAAUGAGCAUUUCAAAAGUAAAACUCUCAGUGCGCAAGAAAGACUGCGACAGUUGGAUGAAUUUGUGGAAAACGAAAAAACGCAAAUACAAUACACGGAAAACGAAAUUUCACGUUUAACUGAGGCUUAUUUUCGAGUUGAAAGGGAAGUUAAUUCGCUGCAAAAACAAGAUAAAACGAUACAUCUCCAAUCUCAAUCAAUUGAAUCCAGUAUAAACCGAGUUCGAACAAAUAACAAAAAUGACAAACAUAAGCUACUUCAAUUGUUGAACAUUAUGUAUCAGCUGGAACUAAGUUUACAACAAACUGAAAUUCGCUCCAAUUCAAUGAAAGGACUCAAUUCUGGCGAUGAAGACUUGAGAUUAGAAGAUCAAGUGAGAUCGCUAACAUUGAUUCACAAUAUGAAAAAGAAGUCAAUUAAUCAAUUCCAAGAACAAAUUCUCAAAAUGGAAGAUGAUCUUCGAAAAAUGACCAGCAGUGUGAACGAUGGCAAAAAUGAGCUUGAUAGCAUUUCAGGAAAAUUGAAAGAAAAACGAAUGAUUGUCGAGGGCGGAGAAAAAAUCUUAAAAAUAAAAUUGAACGAAAUCCAAAAGAAUUUGGUCGAAACAAAUUUAUUACGAAUGCGAGUGAAACACAUUGAGAAGGAUCUUGCACGUCAAAAAGACAAAAGUUUCACACUGGAGAAACACAAGAUGGAACUUGAAGCGAUUAUUUCUGAAAGAUUGCUCGAUAUAAAAUCACAAAUAGAAAUUUUGCUACUUAAUAGAAAAUAUUUGGUAGAAGAACAGUCACAAUUACACGCGGAUCUGUCAGAGCGCCAAAAUAAAAUUGAAAUUUUGAAGAAACGCUAUGAAUGUGCAUCCGAUUUACUGGGAAAAAAUGUCAAUGGAUCUUUAGUGACCGUUACUCAAAUUAAGAUCGAAAAGGCACAAGAACGGCAUGUUUUACUCAACGAAGGAAAUAUUUUGAAUGAAAAAGUAUUAAAAGCCGAAGAAGACAUUAAAAUUAUGGAAAAUACUUUAAAAUUUAUGAAUUCGUCCAACGAAAAAUAUAAAAAGAGUUUUGAAAAAAUCGAAGAUGACAGUUACGAGAUACAAUGUUUCAAAAAUCUUCAGAUUGAAUAUUGUCAAAAUUUACACAAAUUAAAAAAUUUACGAAAAUCAUUGGCCAUGAACAUAAAUUUAUUGCAAGACAUUUCCUAUAAAAAGGAAGAAAUUGAGAGAAAUUUAAACGAAACUGAACGAAAUCGGUUGGAUAACAACGAUAUUUUACUGAAAAUUCAAAAAGAAUUUAUUGAUCAACGCGAAAAACUGGAUCGUGCCGAAAGAGAGCUUAAACUCACCAUCAAAGCAGUUCGUCGAAAGUAUGUUGAUUCGGAUUUUCUUCGAUUAUUUGAGCGGGACUUAAAUACGCGAGAGAUUGAGGAACGAGAUAAUUCUGCCUUGCAACAAUUAGCUGAUUGUGUUGAUACGUAUCCCGAUAUUGGUCCUUCCGUAACGAGAUAUUUGUACGAAAAAGGUCUUAAAAUACCCUCGAGAGGACCUGUUUGGCGAAGUUCUGAUUCAAUUAGUGACUAUGGUCAUCGCGUGGAUCGAAUUUGUUCUAGAAUGUCGCAAAAAUCGUUUAUGUCAAGUUCAUCGACGCCAGCGUCAUCCAGUGCAUCCGCAAAUACAAAAACUACAACGCGUGCAAGUGCUGCCAUGUCAGUGGUGAAUUUGGAUUUUUUAUCUGACAAUGAUUUAAAAAAUAAACGAAAAUAA